This is a messenger RNA of Puccinia graminis f. sp. tritici CRL 75-36-700-3, 4495 nucleotides long. RefSeq lists its product as uncharacterized. The record is from RefSeq and is a predicted model, not a curated record. Gene Ontology annotation, molecular function: RNA polymerase II transcription regulatory region sequence-specific DNA binding; DNA-binding transcription factor activity, RNA polymerase II-specific; zinc ion binding. NCBI's taxonomy places the organism in Eukaryota, Fungi, Basidiomycota, Pucciniomycetes, Pucciniales, Pucciniaceae. Gene Ontology annotation, cellular component: nucleus. Gene Ontology annotation, biological process: negative regulation of transcription by RNA polymerase II. The transcript is spliced from 6 exons. Bases 254 to 4147 code for a protein of 1297 amino acids.
CUAUCCGUGCCUCAGUGGAUUUGCGGAUUUAAAGGACACUAUAACAUACAUAGUGAGCACUAAUGCUCGUUAGCCUCGAUAACCCCCGUGCCCCCGAGACUGAGAGGCUGUGUGAUCCUGAGCUUGCUGGAUUCGAUCCUGUUGACCAAAAAAACCCAACAACAACCAACAACCCAACAACCACUACUUCGACUCAAAACAAGAGAAACACACACUAGACAACCAAGGAAGCAAGAGGAAAACUAUCGAUCACAUGUCAUCUCAACCUCAACCUCAACCCCAACCGACCCCAAACCAAGGGCAACAACCAGCAGCAACCCCACCAAUCACUACAACAGUCCCACCAACUGGAGUUAAUACGACCAACAGGAAGAACAGCAGAAACAACAGAUCAAGAAACAAUCACAGUAACAGAAACGGAAACGGAAACGGAAGAAAUAAAACAAACCAAUCUACUUCCUCCAACCCAAACAACAGAUCACAACGACGACCACCAAUCAAUCCAAAUCAAUCCAACCAACAACACCCUCAAAAUCACCAAUAUCAACCCAAGCCAAAUAAUCGCCAAGCUUCUCCCCAUCUCGAUCAUUCAAACCCCCCUCCCAGCUCAAAUCUCACUCUGAAUCACUCAAAACUAUUAGGCUUACAAAAACCCAGUAGAAAUGAUCGAAGGAAAGCGUUUGGCUCCAAACUAACGGAUGAGACUCAGCAGACGGCCUCCAACCAAGAGCCGAAAAAAUCGACUCCCCUCAAUCCUGUCGAUCUUAGCUUACUCUCGCUCUCAGCGCGAUUGAUUGUCGAAUUAUCCUCGUCAACCUACGACUGUUCGAUUUGUAUCUCACCCAUCGGACCCUACAAUCCGAUCUACCAUUGUCCGAAAUGUUAUGCGAUCUUCCACCUCAACUGUUCGAUCAAAUGGGCAUCCUGCUCGGUUGCAGACACAUCUGCCAAAGCCCUCCUCCUCCGAGAUCGUGAUCGGAUUCCCUGCUCGGAAGAGGCCCUCAAGGGCGAAUGGCGCUGUCCAGGAUGUCAAGAUCGUCAGAUUGGUCAAGCUUCGAUCCCCAAAAAGUACACCUGCUGGUGCGGAAAACUUGAAAACCCCACCUCACGGAACAAUCAACACCAUCAAGCUGGCCGGAAAAGGUCUAAAAUCCCUCACGGCUGUGGGAAGCGAUGUGGCAAGGUCGCGGCCGAAGGAUGUACUCACGGUUGUAUGGAGGAAUGUCAUCCGGGUAGCUGUGCUCCUUGUCCCGCGGUCAUCAAAACGAAAUGCCAUUGUCAAAAGACCGAACUAGCAAUCCGCUGUAGCCAGCUUUAUACCAAUUCUACAUACGCGGGACCGAUGAAAUCUGAACUGCUAUCUUGCGGUCAGGUCUGCAAUGCCCAGUUGUCGUGUGGUUUACACUCUUGCGAACAAAUCUGUCACCAGGAAAAAUGCGAAGAAUGCACGGCCAUCCGUCAGAAGUCAUGUUACUGUGGACACCUCGUACUGGCUGACCAAAAAUGCUCCGAUCAAGUCGCUUCACACCCCUUCACUCCUCAACCCGACCCAGAGAAACUUACCUGCGUCUCCAAGGAUGGGACGGAAUGGCUCGGUGAAUUUGCUUGCAAGGAUCCUUGCGAUUGGAUGUAUGACUGCGGUAUUCACCCGUGCCAAUCUACUUGCCAUCCACAUCUCGUCUCGACACCCCCUCCCUGUCCCUUUUCACCUGCCCUGGCCAACACCUGCCCCUGUGGUGCUACCUCAUUGAGCGAUCGUCAAACCUGUGCAGAUCCGAUCUCCACUUGUCAUAAUCCCUGCGGGAAAAUGUUGGCCUCAUGCGGACACGCUUGUCCGAAGGUUUGUCACUUAGGGCCUUGCGGACCCUGUCAAUCUCUGGUGACGACUCUCUGCAACUGCGGAAAAGAUAAAAUCGUCCGACGAUGUACCGAACUCGAAGAGCUGAAAAAAUUGGCCAUCCUGGAAAAUGAACAGAAGAUUCUGAGCGAGCGGCAAGAUCCCGAGAGUGUGAAGGCUCUAGCGAUCGAAUAUCGCUGCGAAAGGCCUUGUAGGGUGCUCAGACAUUGUGGCAAACAUACCUGUCAUCGUCGCUGUUGCCCCCUCUCCUUCUUGGAAAAUGUGUUGCAGACCGGCAGUAAAAACAAGAAAUCUGAAGCGGCUCGGCAUCAUGAACAUGAAGAUACCCUCGGCUUACAUGUCUGUGAUUUGAAAUGCAAUAAGAAACUCUCUUGCGGAUUGCAUUCUUGUCAGUUGCAGGAUCACAGAGGUCCUUGUCCAACUUGUUUACAGGCUAGUUUUGAUGAAUGGUUUUGUCAUUGCGGUGCAACCGUCAUCCAACCUCCGGUACCAUGUGGAACAAAGAUCGACUGUCAUGCGCCUUGCCAAAGACCUCCGCCCUCCUGUGGUCAUCCUAAGCCCCCGCAUACUUGUCAUGAAGAACCCGACUGUCCUCCUUGUCCUUAUCUCACUGAGAAAGCUUGCCAAUGUGAUAAGAAAAAGCUCGUGAAAAACGUCAGAUGUUCUCAGCCUAAAGUAUCCUGUGGUACCACCUGUGACAACUUGUUGGCUUGUGGCGCUCAUCGUUGUUCCCGUCAAUGUCAUUCCUUGGGUCAAUGUGAAUCAUGUGAUCGAGACUGCCUGAAGCCCAGAAAACACUGUGGGCAUGGCUGCCAACAGAAAUGUCAUGCGCCAUCUGCAUGUCGAACAGAAGAGCCAUGUGAAGCUACAAUCGAGAUGCAAUGUGAAUGUGGCCGGAUCACUCAAAAGAUCAAAUGUGCAAGUUGUGAUAGUAGACCGGAAGGAAAUCAAGGACGAGGAUUAAAAUGCAACGAUGAUUGUAUCCUGGCUCAAAGAAACUUGGCGGUGGCCAAUGCACUUCAAAUAACCAAACCUUCAUCGACUGAGAGUCAAGCGUUGGAGGAUAUUCAGUGGAACACUCGACUGUUAAAUUUCUUUGGGACUCACGCCUCAUUUGCUAAAAGGAUGGAAGAGCAACUCGCCGACUUCCUGAAAUCCGAGCUUAGUCCGAAGUCCACUUCAACCAAAAACUCACUCAUUAUCUCUCCGUUUAGUAAACUCAACCAAGCUUUUCUUCUUGAGUUCGUCACCUAUUAUCGAAUCAAACCAGAGAUCAUUAGCCAAGAACCUCAGUUUACUGUCAAACUUGUCAAAGACUCUAGCUCUUGUUUGCCAAGGAUUCUGCUUUCAGAAGCUCAUACAAACAAUCCUGAUACAAAGAGGACCUCCGUCUUCUCUGCUUCAGGAGUGUCGCUCCUCCGGAACCCCGGAAGUGCAAAUGGAUCUUCUUCGGGCAUUGGGGCACGUGAGCUAUCGGUGGCUUGCAGCCCAAACCAAAUCCUGGCAAUCAUGUUCGAAGGUGUGUUUGGUUACGAUCAUCAAUCAUUGACCGGGUUGAUCAAAUCUGCUUUGGAUAGCAAGAACAUCGGGCGCAAAGGUAAUCCGAUCAAGUUUCGAUUAAAUUGGAUCAACGACGAGGAUGUCUUGUUCCGAUUAUCAUCCUCGUCUUCAUCAUCUUCCAGUUUGACAACAAGAACCAAGUCGGAUUUCGAAGAAUUGGAAACGAUCGGUAAAACUUUAGUGGUCUAUUUCUCUCACUCAGAAUCACUAGAGGGACGGUCAAACUCAGAUCGAAAGAAGUUUUAUCGAUCAAUCGUAUUGGUCAAAGUUGAUUUACUAGAAGAUUACAUUGAUGAAGGUCCAGAAGAAAAAGGAUUGAAGGUUCAGAAGAUAGAACGAAUCGGAAGUCCAACGGUGAUCAAUCCAGACAGCCAUCAAGGCUGGAAAUCUUCCUCUUCUUCUGCUUCGAACAAGAAACUACACUCCAAACUGUUUGAUCAUAGUCAGCAUCCUCAGCACCAUACCUCGUCGAAUCGGUUCAGCUCAUUACUUUCGUCUUCAUCCACUUCCGUCAAUCGUGCAUCCGCUGCUCUUCAUCCUUUUGCGUCCACGUCUACUGCUGUGGGUAGCUUUUCUUCUGGCGUCAUUUCUGGCGGGUUCAAUAGACCUCCGAUUGCGGUGCUUGCGCCGAGUUCCUCAACUAGUCAUCCUAUUGGAGCUCGUAGUAAUAGUAAACAGAAACUUCACAAAGAAGAAGAUGUUGUUGAUGAUUGGGAAACCGCAGUUUGAUUUUUUGGUUUUUUGAAACUGUGCAUACAUUUAUUUCUCCCCUACUCUUUCUCGUGAUUUGUUCAUUCUCUGCAGCCGGUGACCCCGGUGGCGUGAUCUGCUGCAGGCUGUGUUUGUAAUAUAGUGUUUGGACAAGAUGUUAACCCUGCUGGCUGGUCGAAGCGCUUUACCCUUCGAAAAAAAAAGAGCAGGGUAAAUAAUAUAAAUGUCCCCAUCCAGCCUAGUUUGACAGCUAUAGUAUAUCAGCAUCUCAUAAUAUCCUGGUGGGAUGAGAUAAUUCGCCUCAAAAUGUAGGAGUUGUGAAAAUCUGCUGGAUUCAUAUCCUUGCUUUUGUGACUACACUACGGG